UGUCACGUGGGGGAAAAGUGGAGUCGUCCGGAGAAAAAGGAACCCCGAUCCAAAAGUCACAACGCCAGUAGAUGUGUUAUGUUGGUCGUCGGUGUAAGUGUGCUGAGGCGCACUGGGACAUUGGGCCCCGGCCGAAUGACAUGUCUCGAGUCAUUUAUGGAUUCGCACGAUCACUGGCAUGAUUGUGUUGCGGGAUCCAGAAUUGACAUCGCUUCAAGUUGUGCUCGCCCUGUCGCUGUUGCACGAUCAGGACGAUCAAGUUUGACAUACUGCAUCUUCUCUUUCUUCCCAAUGGCGGAUCGCAAUAUCUUGAGCAUCAAACCUCUCCAACAGGCAAUGCCAACCACAUGGCUCUUGGGCAGUGCAGUCAUUCACUGCCACCGCGCUGUUAUCGCUCCGCGCUGAUCUGUCUCCCGUCAACGAUGUCGCUGAAGGAGAAAGCCAACGCUCUCAGAUGGGAUGUUGAUCGCCUUCUUGCAGGAGGAGGUACUGACAUCGCCAUCCCAAUUCUCACAGCGAUCAAUGCUGCAUCCGAUGCAUUCCCUCCUCUAAAAGGUCCCACUGGCGCCGCCCUCUUCAUCUUCAGCGAGGUCCAAAAGUUCAAGUCGGAUAGGAAAGAAUGGAAGGAAUUCGGGAAAUAUGUGGUUGAUGCCGCAGCAAAAGUACUAAUGGCCACCGAGUCCUAUGACACUUCAACGGAAGAGGCAAAACCUUGGCUAGAGAACGUCAAUGAGCUGAACGACGCGCUAAAACAGAUUACAACCGAAAUCGAACCAAUCCUCGCAAAAAUGAAGAAACGGUCCAUUAUUACCAACUUCUUGUCAAACUUAGUACAUCCAGGAAGGAUUGACGACUUCACAAAAGUUCUCGACAAAGCGUUGGCUUCAUUCCAACUGAGAACUAGUCUAACGACUGGUGCUAAACUAACAGACAUGGCAAAUAACCAAAGCCGCGACUCAGUUCUGGGCGAACUACGAUAUCCGACCAUCGCCCACCAUGACCCGGCUGAGGGAUGCAUGGAGGGCACCCGAACAGAUCUUGUCGACCGUAUCAUGAGCUGGUGUCGCAACAUGGAGGACGACGCGAAGCGGGUGAUGCUACUGACAGCCGUAGCCGGCGCUGGCAAGACAUCCGUUGCCCAUUCAAUCGCGGCGAAGUGCAAGAGCGAAGGGUUACUGUUGUUGUCCUUUUUCUUCAAAGCAGGCGAGCAGUCGCGGCCAGAUCGCCUGUUCAGCGGCAUGGCUCGAUCUCUAGCAAAACGCGACCCCUCAUACUGUGCCUCCAUCAUAUCCAUUCUUAGGGACGAUCCAACCCUCGCGACUGCAUCUUUCCCAGUACAAUUCGAGAAGCUCGUGGCUGGACCUCUCCGUUGGAGGGCUUUCGGCGAUCCUGUGGUGGUAAUCGUUGACGCUUUGGAUGAGUGCGAGCCGCGAGACUUGGAACGCCUCGCCGAUAUACUUCGGAACGAAGUGCCAAAAUCACCAUCCAACAUCAAGUUCUUUGUCACAUCGAGACAAACUUACCUCGUGGAUCGUCUUCUUUCACCCAAUUUUCCUAUCGACCGAUUUGGCAUAGAUAUCUUGGAUAAUGCCAAUAAGCAAGACUGCUCUGUUUACAUCCGCGCGCAGCUGCGUUGUCUGAAGAAUGAUCAUUCGGGUCAGGGAGACGAAUUCGAAGAGGAUUUGUUGGUUCAAAACAUGUCGGAAAAGGCUGGUGGCUUGUUCAUCUGGAUCAGCACUGUCUUCCGUUAUGUGAGGCUGGCCAAGAAGCCGAGGAAAACGCUGGAUAGGCUGCUCAACCCAGGUGCCUCUCGAUCAACGGGUUCUCCUGAAGGAGUGAUGGGUACGCUGUAUACGACCAUUCUGGACAAAUGUGGUUGGGAUGAUGAAGAUUUCGUGCAUGACUACCCUAUCGUUAUGGGGGCGAUCCUGAUUGCUGAGCAACCGCUGUCUAUUGUGGCGUGGGAUGCAAUUUUGUCGCCCAUCCUAAACUCUUCCAUCCAUGACACGCUAGUUGAACUUUCUCCGCUCUUAUUAGGAGUCUCCCAUUCCAACACACCAAUCCGCAUCAUUCAUCAUCGUUCCAUGACCCUGCGCUUUACCGAGAUCUUGAAUAAGGAUCUUUGCUGUGUGGAGGGUUUGGGGCUGAUCGAAGAUCUUCCCAAAAAGGAUGAACUGCCGCGCAUCCGUCAAGAGAUGCUGUCGGAACAACUCCGUUACUCAUGUCGGUGUAUCGUGUACCACCUCGAUAAAGUUCUGGAACCACUAGAGGCGCUCAGCGGAUCGGUUCUCACAUUUCUGAAUCAGCAUAUAACACGCUGGGUGGAGGUCUGUGUGAGAACAGAAGGGUACAUCAGUGUAUCAUCAUUUCCCGAGUGGGCUAAGUUGGGCGUUGAUCGGAAUUCAGAGGAAGACAUUCACAAGUUGGUCCAAGUACUUGACAAAGUGAGACGGAAUCUGUCAUUCUUUUCAAGAUUCCAGGAGGCACAUGAGUUGGCAAAGGAUUCCGUAACCCUCUGCCGUUAUCUUGUAUUUGGCUCGAUCACUCAACGCUCUUACGUAUCAUUGGACAAUCUGGGACGUCACUCCGAGGCGCUCCCAGUGAUCGAAGAAUGUGUCAAGCUGCAGUGCGAGCUCGUUGCUGUUGAUCCGAUGUUAUACACCCCAGAUUUGGCUAGAUCACUCCACAAUCUUUAUGUGUCAUUGGGAAAUCUAGGACGUCAUUCCGAGGCACUCCCAGUGAUUGAAGAAAGUGUCAAGCUCUGGCGCGAGCUCAUUACUGUUCAUCCCACGUCAUACACUCCCCACUUGGCUCAAUCACUCAACAGUCUUAAGAUAUCAUUGGAAAAUCUGGGACGUUAUUCCGAGGCACUCCCAGUGAUCGAAGAAAGUGUCAAGCUCUGGCGUGAGCUCAUUGCUGUUCAUCCCACGUCAUACACCCCAAAUUUGGCCUUUUCACUCCACAAUCUUGAUGGAUCGCUCACUCGCCUGGGACGUCAUUCUGAUGCACUUGCAGUGAAUGAAGAAAGUGUGAAGCUCUGGCGUGAGCUGGUUGCUAUUCACCCAACAUCAUACACCCCAGAUUUGGCUCGGUCGCUCAACAGUCUUAUGAUAUCAUUGGACAAUCUAGGACAUCAUUCCGAGGCACUCCUGGCGAUUGAAGAAAGUGUCAAGCUCUGGCGUGAGCUCGUUGUUGUUCAUCCCACUUCAUACAACCCAGAUUUGGCUCGAUCGCUCAACAAUCUUAUGAUAUCAUUGGACAAUCUGGGACAUUACUCCGAGGCACUCCUGGUGAUCGAAGAAAGUGUCAAGCUCUGGCGCGAGCUCGUUGUUGUUCAUCCCACAUCAUACAACCCAAAUUUGGCUCGAUCGCUCCACAGUCUUAAUGAAUCAUUACGCAAAGUGGGACAUCAUUCCGAGGCACUUCUGGUGAUUGAAGAAAGUGUCAAGCUCUGGCGUGAGCUUGUUACUGUUCAUCCCACAUCAUACACUCCCAACUUGGCUCAAUCGCUCGAUGACCUUAAUAUAUCAUUGGUCAAUCUGGGACGUUAUUCUGAGGCACUCUCCACGAUCAAAGAAGGUGUCAAGCUCUGGCGUGAGCUUGUUGCUGUUCAUCCCACAUCAUACAACCCACAUUUGGCUGAAUCACUCCACAUUCUUGCUCUUUCAUUCGAUUACCUUGAUUGCCCUGCCAAAGCAGCACCUUUCAUCGAAGAAUCCAUUUCACUUUGGCGUUCUAUACACAUUACUCAUCCGAUCCCAUAUGCCGCUGAUUUAGCCUGGGCAUUGCGGGAUCUAUCCAGGAUACUUUCACGCCUGGGGCACUAUGCAGAAGCAUUUGAUGUGGGUGAAGAGGCAAUAUUAUACUCUCAUCAGCUCCGUUCUGAAUACCCUGACAUCUAUGCAAAUUAUCUUCGGCAGUUAUAUGCCAAUAUGGCUGCUCCAUUGGAAGCUCUUGGAAGGGGUCAUGAGUUAGCAGACAUACGCACUCUCAUGCAAAAUCUAUGAUGAAAGGCGGAACAUACCCUCUAUGCAACAGAGUCUAGCUACAGGUCUGCACCACAGCGAACACGAAUCUGUUCCUCGUAUUCUUUCGUUUACCUCUGUCCGAUUUAUCAAAGCAGCCAGGUGUUCCAACUCUAUCGGGAUGACAGAAAAGUAGGAAGUAGAUAA
This is a messenger RNA of Cantharellus anzutake, 4172 nucleotides long. RefSeq lists its product as uncharacterized. The record is from RefSeq and is a predicted model, not a curated record. Gene Ontology annotation, molecular function: protein binding. NCBI's taxonomy places the organism in Eukaryota, Fungi, Basidiomycota, Agaricomycetes, Cantharellales, Hydnaceae. The transcript is spliced from 8 exons. The coding region runs from base 348 to 4007 and encodes 1219 amino acids.